ACACUCAUAUCAUUCAGCUGGAGGUAAUCAAGGUUGCAAGAGGUUCUACGGCAGUGAAAAAACAUGGCUGAGGCAUUCAAGUCGGCCGCGCUGGUUCUUUUUACGGAGAAAUGCUUCGAGGAAUACUUUGAAGAUCUGAAUUUUCUCGACCCUGAAUGCUUCAAAUCCACUCUCAGCAGAGGACUGGGCAUCGGAAUCAUAGCAGGAUCAUUUCUCGUUAAAUUACCACAGAUUGUUAAAAUCUCCAACAAUAAAAGUGGUCAGGGUAUAAACAUCUUCAGCGUAUUACUAGACCUCUUUGCCAUCACUGCAACGGUUGCCUACAGUUUUGUAAAUGGAUUUCCUUUCAGUUCUUGGGGAGAUGGAGUAUCAUUGGGACUACAAACAGCGGCGAUUGGUGCCCUAGUGAUGCAUUAUAACGGUGCAACUCAACCAGCGGUUGCAUUUGUUAUUGGGUAUCUAGCAAUUGUGUAUGCUUUGACAAGUGGGCUAACCCCUGUGAGCAUUUUGUGGUCUAUGCAAGCUGUGAAUGUCCCAAUUCUCCUUACAAGCAAGAUGAUACAAGCCUAUACAAAUUACCGUAAUGGGAAUACGGGACAGUUAUCAGCAGCCACUUCAUUUAUGCUGUUCUUCGGUUCUCUCGCUAGAAUUUUCACCUCUAUCCAAGAAACCGGCGAUUCAAUUUUGAUUCUCACCUAUGUGUGCUCUACAGCUGCCAAUGCGCUUAUCUUGUCGCAGGUUCUUUAUUACUGGAACGCUGUCGUCAAACCAGCUACCAAGAAGAGUAAAAAGACGAAAUAAAUACAUUAGAUACAAAAAAACACAGUAUGUGGAUACUUUGUUUUUACAUCAACCAAAUGUGUGUAAUUAACUAUAAUAAUUAAUUACCAAAUAAUUGAUGGUGGUAUAUAGUGAAACGUAAAGGCAACAACCCUGGAGAUGACCAAACAUGAUGUAACUGAUUAUUUUCCUAAUGUGAUUAAAUUAGACUGACUUACGACUAAGCUUAGAAUCCAUCAUGAAAAAUUAUAAUUUAUUAGCCAGAUGGUAAACGUUAUCGAGGCGGGCUUUCUUGUUACACAACAGUUGUAUUGAAGAUUCUAUAUUCAAUUGCGACGUAGAUUUAGAUAUCUCCAUACUUUUGCUAUUUCGUAGAUUUCAAGCCAUUUCUUUAUUUGCGGUAAUACCAAAAUGUUUUAGCAUACUUUUUAUUCAAAACCGCAUAUAGAAUUUGGCUUUUUUGGCUUUUUUCGCGAUUGAGAUCGAUGAACUCAGAUGUUGGGAGAUAUGAAGAAAUCCAAGUUUACAGCGCAAUCGAGUACAGCAAGCACUCAAAGCCAGCUUAAACCUGCA
This is a messenger RNA of Diprion similis, 1353 nucleotides long. Its product is annotated as mannose-P-dolichol utilization defect 1 protein homolog. Gene Ontology annotation, biological process: oligosaccharide biosynthetic process. Bases 64 to 801 code for a protein of 245 amino acids. NCBI's taxonomy places the organism in Eukaryota, Metazoa, Arthropoda, Insecta, Hymenoptera, Diprionidae. The transcript is spliced from 5 exons. The record is from RefSeq and is a predicted model, not a curated record.